Molecule: messenger RNA, 1101 nt
Organism: Python bivittatus (Burmese python)
Lineage: Eukaryota; Metazoa; Chordata; Lepidosauria; Squamata; Pythonidae
Gene: OPRL1
Product: opioid related nociceptin receptor 1
Biological process (GO): sensory perception of pain; neuropeptide signaling pathway
Cellular component (GO): neuron projection; plasma membrane
Molecular function (GO): nociceptin receptor activity; neuropeptide binding
Source: RefSeq, a predicted model, not a curated record
AUGGACCCGUUUUUUCACACUCAAGUUGGGGAUGUCCUUUACAUGUCGAAGCUGGUGAAUGAUUCAUCCCUGUGGAACUUCAGCUUGGGCGACUGGUUCCACAACAAGACAACCGAUGGGUUCCUCCCCAUGCGGAUCAAGGUCACUAUUGUGAUUGUCUACUCCAUUGUUUGCAUCGUGGGACUUGUGGGCAACUGCUCGGUCAUGUAUGUGAUCAUCAGAUUUACCAAGAUGAAGACAGCAACCAACAUCUACAUCUUCAACUUGGCUUUAGCUGACACCUUGUGCCUCAUGACUUUACCUUUUCAAGGCACAGAUACCUUCUUGGGCUCCUGGCCAUUUGGAAAUGCCCUCUGCAAGAUUGCCAUCUCCAUUGAUUAUUACAACAUGUUCACCAGCACCUUCACCCUGACUAUGAUGAGCGUGGACCGCUAUAUUGCCAUUUGCCACCCCAUCAAGGCACUGGACAUCCGUACCCCCCACAAAGCCAAAGUAGUUAACGUUGGCAUUUGGGCAUUAGCUUCUGUUUUUGGCAUCCCGGUCAUGGUGAUGGGCUCAACAGAGAAGGAAAAUGAUGAAAUUGACUGUCUCAUUAGACUUCCGGAACCUGAGGACUAUUGGGAACCCAUUUUUGGAAUCUGCAUAUUUCUUUUCUCCUUCAUGAUCCCUGUGAUGGUGAUCACUAUCUGCUACAGCCUCAUGAUCAGGCGCCUGAAAAAUGUCCGGGUCCUCUCUGGAUCAAAGGAAAAGGACAGGAACCUUCGGCGCAUUGCUCGGUUGGUUCUUGUAGUGGUGGCUGUCUUCAUUAUCUGUUGGACCCCAGUCCAUAUCUUUGUCCUGGUCCGAAGUCUUGGGGCCAAGGCUGAUAAUGAGCUCAGUUUGUCCAUCUUGUACUUUUGCACUGCACUGGGCUAUGCCAACAGCUGCCUGAACCCCGUCCUCUAUGCUUUCUUAGACGAGAACUUCAAGACAUGUUUCAAGAAGUUCUGCUUCCCUUCAGCCUUUAGAAAAGAGCUGCAGAUGUCCAACCGCAUGUGUAGUAUUGCCAAGGACGUGGCGUAUGCGUGCAAGAACUCCGACGGGACUAACAACCCGGCAUGA